Anopheles coustani is the source of this 879-nucleotide messenger RNA. Its product is annotated as platelet-derived growth factor receptor beta-like. The record is from RefSeq and is a predicted model, not a curated record. Gene Ontology annotation, molecular function: ATP binding; transmembrane receptor protein tyrosine kinase activity. Gene Ontology annotation, biological process: positive regulation of kinase activity; multicellular organism development; protein phosphorylation. The transcript is spliced from 3 exons. Gene Ontology annotation, cellular component: signaling receptor complex. NCBI's taxonomy places the organism in Eukaryota, Metazoa, Arthropoda, Insecta, Diptera, Culicidae. The coding region runs from base 1 to 879 and encodes 292 amino acids.
AUGGCCCAGGCGAAGGAUAUUAUGGUCCACGAACCAUUCACAACCGUUGCCGUCAAGCAAACGAAAGACUGUGGACGUGCUUCGAUCAUCCAAGGAAUGAUCUCGGAGAUCAAGAUGAUGAUUCUGGUCGGCCAGCAUUUGAACAUCGUCAAUUUCUUAGGAACGGUUACUGAAAACAUUGAAAGUAAUGAACUGAUGAUCAUCUUGGAGUAUUGCCGAUAUGGCAACGUGCUUAGCUUCAUGCAGUCUAAAAGAUCGACAUUCGUGAAUUGUAUCGAUGAUCUACCUAUCACUUGGAUUAGUUCUAUUAUGAAUCCUGAACCAGGCGAGAGCGACCCAGACGACGAAUCCCAGAUGAGCUUGCGAACCACGGAUCUCGUCUGCUGGGCCACACAGAUCGCGUUUGGGAUGGAGUACUUGUCGUCCAAGAACAUAUUCCAUGGAGAUCUAGCCGCUCGCAAUGUCCUGCUCUGCGAGAAAGGUGUGGUGAAGAUCGCCGACUUUGGUCUGGCCCGAGAGUUCAACUGCGUUACGCACUAUAAGAAAGCUCGCAACGACCGUGUGCCCUUCAAGUGGAUGGCUCUGGAGAGCAUCUUUGAGCAUAAGUUCAGUAUCAAAACGGAUGUUUGGUCUUACGGCGUGUUGUUGUGGGAGUUGUUCACUCUCGGAAUGCCACCGUAUCCCACUCUGGCAGUGAACGACGAGUUCUUCCAAAAACUACGGGACGGAUAUCGAUUGGAUAAACCGAUGUACGCCAAUGAGGAUAUUUAUGCCACUAUGCUGUCAUACAUCACCAAACCUUCCGGCGUUCAGCUGUCAUCACCGCCUCCACCGGCACUGGAGCCCCGGAUGCACAUGAUCCUAAAAGCGUUCCACUGA